This is a messenger RNA of Paramecium tetraurelia, 2640 nucleotides long. RefSeq lists its product as uncharacterized. Gene Ontology annotation, molecular function: protein binding. The record is from RefSeq and is a predicted model, not a curated record. The transcript is spliced from 8 exons. NCBI's taxonomy places the organism in Eukaryota, Ciliophora, Oligohymenophorea, Peniculida, Parameciidae.
AUGCAAGCCCCAGGCUUAACAAAAUUGCCUAGUCAAUAGAAAGUUCCGAAGUACAGACCUUCCAUCAAUAUAGAUAAUUUGAUUGCCAUUUGCACAGGGAAACUCAAGAAUUGUCCAAAUCACAAGAAGGCUCUUUAUAUUCGCGCAUCAGCCUAUAUCAAGAAAGGAGAGUAUUAAACUGCUAUACAGGAUUGCAAUAAGCUUCUGGAAACAGACAGUGAUAACGUGGGCGGAUAUUAUUUGAGAGGAUGUGCAAAUGAAAAAUUAGGUUAAAUAGAUUUAGCUAUUGAGGAUUUUUCAAAGGUUCUUUCAUUGGAUGAAAAUCAUGUUAAUGCAGCAUUUGCUCGUGCUUCUUGUUUAAAUUUGAAAGGGGAUUUUGCUGGAGCUAUUGAAGAUUACACAAGAGCUUUGGAGAAGGACAAUGCCAAAUCCCUAAAUCUAUCCAAUUCAAUCAAUAAGAGGUCUUUGCUGAGGAAUAGUUCUAUGAAAAAGGAUGAACCAUAUCCAAAGACUGAGGCAUUUUAAUUUACAACCAAAAAAAAUAAAUAUUAACAACCCGAAGAAGAUGAUUUGAUGAACCCUCAGAAUGACGAGGAAUACUUGUAAAAUGAUCAAUCGUAAAUACAAAAUCAGCCCUAGUAGACUAGCUUUAUGAGUUAGAAUCCUCUCUACACGAGUAUCGAUGCGAAUGAAUUGAAUAUUCAAAGGCCGUCUCAAAUAAUCGACAAAGAAAUAUCAUAGCCUAUGCAAUAACAGUUGAUAUCGAUGAUACCAGAAAACAUUCAAAAUGAUAAUAAGAAAAUAUCAGAUUGGUUUCAUUCGCAAGGUUUUGACGCUAGGAAAAAAGAAGACUUUAUCAAGGCAAUAGAAUUCUAUACCAUGGCUUUGAUGUUUAAUCCAAAUCAUUUUAAAUCGAUAUUCAAUAGAGGCUUUGCUUUCGAUAAACUCAGAAUGUACAAUGACGCCAUCAGUGAUUAUACUAAGGCUAUUGAGAUGGAUUCAAAGAAUGCCUAUGCGUAUUAUAACCGAGGGAUUUCUUAUGAUAAAAAAGGAGAUUACAAUUUAGCCAUUAAGGAUUUUGCAAAAUCAAUAGAACUAGAUCCAUCUAAAGCAGACUUCUAUCACAAUAAAGGAUUCGCAAUGAAAAAAAAGAAUUUAGUAAGGGAAGCCAUUCUAGAGUUCAAUGAAUGUAUUCGUUUGGAUAAAAAUCACUUCAAAGCUUAUUAUAAUAGAGCAAAUUGUUAUGAAAAAUUAGGAGACUUUGAUAAAGCAUAACAAGAUUACUUAAUUGCUAAUAAUGUUGUACCAAAUAACCCAAAUACUCUAACUCACAUUGGGAUUUUGAUGGACAGACAAUAGAAAUUGGAAGAUGCACUAAAAUACUUUAAUUCAUCUCUAAAGAUUGAUUAAAAUUAUGCUCCAGCAUACAAUGGAAGAGGCUUAGUUUUUGAUAAAAUUGGAGAAUUUGAGAAAGCCUGCCAAGACUUCAAUAAGGCUAUAGAAAUAGAACCAUAGAAUCCUGUGUAUAUUCAUAACAGAGGCUGUUGUAAAAGGAGCAUGAAUAAGUUUGAGGAGGCCUUGGAAGAUUUUAAGAAGGCUUUAUCUUUGGAUUCAAAGAACCCUAUUAUCUAUUCAAAUAUGGGGUUAGUGUUGAGAAAGAUGGAAGAUUUUGAGACGGCUGUGUAUUGUUAUUCGCAGGAAUUAAUCUAUUCUCAAGAAAACACUAGGACUCUUAAUAACAGGGGGUAUUGCUUGGCCAAGUUGGGUUAGUUUGAUGAAGCUAUAGCUGAUUAUACUAAAGCAAUAAAUUUAGAUCCUGUAAACAUUCAUGCUAUAUAUAACAGAGGGAUUUGUAAUGAGAGGAUUGGAGAAUUUCGUAAAGCUAUAGAGGAUUUUACUUCUGUAAUUCAAUUGUAGAAUGACUAAGGAGCUAAUGCUUACUUCAAUAGAGGGUGUUGUUACGAUAACAUUGGAGAAAUGGAUCUGGCUAUAGCUGACUAUUCCAAGGCGCUUGAAAUUGAUAAUAAAACGAGCAAAAAAUAUUAAAUCACUUAAAGAUCAAAUUUAGUUUUCAAGGAUAAAGUUAAUGAGUUUGAGUGUCCAAUAUGUUUAGAUACUCUAUUUUAACCAGUCACCUUUGAUUGUCAGGUUCACACAAUUUGUUUAGAUUGUGUAAUCGCACUUAAGAAGUGUCCUUUGUGUAGAAAAAGCAUAAAAUUUGUCAAGCCAAAUCUAGAAAUGAGAAAAAUUCUAAAUAGUUUACAAUGUAGAUGUCCUUAAGGUUGUGGGUAGAUUUCAUAUGAAUAUUUAUAUUCUCAUAAAAUUAAUUGCACUUCUUAAACAGAUGCCUAAAAGAUAAUAGCUUAAAAGUUGUUAGUUAUUAAGGAUGAAAUGAUCAAAGUGUUUGAAAAGGAGAUAAAUCCUCAUUUAAAGUAAAUGCAUGGACAAAUUUUUGAUGAUUUCUUAACUGGUUGGGAUUGGCUUUCUUUUAAGAGAGAUGACUGGAAAUGGUGGUGGUGGAGCAAUACUGCAUGGUGGAAUAAUUAGGUAUGUGUGAUAUGCAAUGAUUUAUGGCAUAAGUAUGAGGAUGAAAUUGAAGUGUUUGAAAAAAAUAGAUUAGAAUUAUUGGAUUAAUUAUGA